Protobothrops mucrosquamatus (brown spotted pit viper) is the source of this 2115-nucleotide messenger RNA. It is a transcript of the gene IL17RD, whose product is annotated as interleukin 17 receptor D. Lineage: Eukaryota; Metazoa; Chordata; Lepidosauria; Squamata; Viperidae. The transcript is spliced from 13 exons. Gene Ontology annotation, molecular function: interleukin-17 receptor activity. The coding region runs from base 1 to 2115 and encodes 704 amino acids. The record is from RefSeq and is a predicted model, not a curated record.
AUGCCUAAACUUGAAUUUGGUAAGGGCCUCUCUCCAAAUGGAAAGAAUAUUGGGCUGCCUAAUAUUACCUUUAAAUAUGACAAUUGUACUCCUUAUUUGAAUUCAAUAGGAAAACAUGUGAUUGGAGAUGUACAGAACAUCACUAUUAGUCAGUAUGCAUGCUCUGACCAAGUUGCAGUGACUGUAUUGUGGACAGCCAACCCCAUUGGUAUUGAAUUUCUGAAAGGAUUUCGAGUUAUACUUGAAGAAUUAAAAUCAGAGAGAAGACAAUGUCAGCAGUUACUUUUAAAAGACCCAAAGCAGCUCAACUCAAGUUAUAAGUGGACUAGAGUGGAAUCUCAGCCCUUCCUAAAUCUGAAAUUUGAAACUGACUAUUUUGUAAAGAUUAUUCCUUUUCCAUCCAUUAAGAAUGAAAGUAACUACCAUCCUUUUUUCUUCAGAACUCGGCCUUGUGAAUUGCUGCUGCAACCAGACAACCUGGUCUGCAAACCAUUUUGGAAGCCAAGAAGCUUGAAUAUUACACAGCAAGGUUUUACUAUGCAUGUAUCUUUUGAUCAUGCACCACAUAACUUUGGAUUCAGAUAUUACUACCUGCACUACAAGCUCAAAACUGAUGGACAGUUCAAACAGAAGAUGUGUAAACAGGAAAAGAAAAUAGAUGUAACAACUUGUAUUCUUCAGAAUGUCUCACCUGGAGAUUAUAUCAUUGAGCUUAUUGAUGAUACCAACACAACAAGAAAAUCAAUGCACUAUGUGUUAAAGCCAGUGCACUCCCCAUGGGCAGGUCCAAUAAGAGCAGUAGCCAUUACAGUACCCUUGGUUGUCAUCUCUGCAUUUGCAACACUUUUUACAGUGAUGUGUCGCAAAAAGCAACAAGAAAAUAUCUAUUCCCAUUUAGAUGAGGAGAGUUCUGAAUCUUCUACCUACUCUGCAUCUCUCCAUGUGGAAAGGCAGCAGCCUCGGCCCAAAGUCUUCCUCUGCUAUUCCAAUAAAGAUUGCCAGAAGCACAUUAAUGUCAUCCAGUGUUUUGCCUUUUUCCUUCAGGACUUUUGUGGUUGUGAGGUUUCUUUAGAUUUAUGGGAAGAUCUGAAAAACUGUAAAGAAGGUCAGAAAGAGUGGCUUCAUCGGAAAAUCAAUGAAUCCCAAUAUAUCAUCAUUGUAUGUUCAAAAGGAAUGAAAUAUUUUGUGGAGAAAAGGAGCUGGAAGCAUAAGAGAUCCAGAGAAAAGGAUACUGGGAAAGGAGAACUCUUUCUGGUUGCCAUAGCUACCAUAGCAGAGCAGCUACGUCAUGCAAAGCAAAAUUCACGUGACCUCUGCAAGUUCAUUGCUGUUUACUUUGAUUAUUCCUGUGAAGGUGACAUUCCCGGAGUAUUAGAUUUAACCACAAAGUACAAGCUUAUGGAUAACCUGCCUCAGCUUUAUGCUCAUUUAAAAUCCAGAGAUCUUAGCUUUCAUGAUUCAGAAUUGUAUCCUGUACAUAUUAGCAAAAGAAAUUAUUUCAGAAGCAAGUCUGGACGAUCGCUCUACGUAGCAAUUUGCAACAUGCACCAGUAUAUUGACCAGGAGCCUGACUGGUUUGAGAAGCAGUUUGCUUCUUUCUUCCCAACACCUUUACGUUGUCCGGAUCCAGUAAUAGAAACUUUUGACUCUGGCUUAGUAUUAAAUGACUUAGUCAAUAAACAAGUGACUGAUGGAGAUUUUUAUCUAAAAGUAGACGCAAAUGUUCCUCCUCCUUUACAUUCAGACUCUCUUUGUGUGACACAGCAUUUGAAUCUUGGGGUGGAUAGAGAAUCUCAGGACAUUCAGACUGCUUCCAUUCUUCAGCCAUUGCUGCAUGUUGUAAAAGCUGCCAAUCUACCAGACAUGCCCCGAGAUUCGGGAAUUUAUGAUUCCUCUGUUCCUUCAUCUGAACUGUCACUAUCUUUAAUGGAUGGACUCUUAACAGAUCAAACUGAAACAUCUUCCAUUACAGAGAGUGUCUCUUCCUCAUCAGGACUAGGAGAAGAUGAACCGCCUUUGCUUGCUGCCACCAAAUCCCUUGUGCCUGGAAUUUGUAAAGCAGAACUUCACUGCUGUAUCCACACGGAAGAACUGCAGGCAAUUGCACCUUUAUAA